Alternaria postmessia is the source of this 1680-nucleotide messenger RNA. RefSeq lists its product as uncharacterized. Gene Ontology annotation, molecular function: ATP binding; protein kinase activity. The transcript has 2 exons. NCBI's taxonomy places the organism in Eukaryota, Fungi, Ascomycota, Dothideomycetes, Pleosporales, Pleosporaceae. Gene Ontology annotation, cellular component: nucleus; site of double-strand break; cytoplasm. The record is from RefSeq and is a predicted model, not a curated record. Bases 1 to 1680 code for a protein of 559 amino acids. Gene Ontology annotation, biological process: protein phosphorylation; mitotic G2 DNA damage checkpoint signaling.
AUGGCUCCUCUGCCUACGGACCUCCCCUUCCGGCUCGUCAGUAAGACGAUUGGACAAGGCGCAUACGCUUCCAUCCGCAAAGCCGUCCCACACAACUCGCCCAAGCCCGUCAUCGCCAUCAAGUUCAUCAACAAAGAACAUGCCCUGCGAACCGGCCGCCUCACGCCGAAACAAAUAAAGAUGGAGAUUGUAUUGCACUCGCAUCUCGGGAAGCACCAUAACAUCAUACACUGCCUGGGCUCUGGAGAGGAUGCGCUGUGGACAUGGAUUGCCAUGGAGUUGGCUGAGGGCGGGGACUUGUUCGAUAAGAUCGAGGCAGACGAGGGCGUGGGCGAGGAUAUUGCGCACUUCUACUUCACCCAAUUGGUGAAUGCUGUGACAUACAUGCACAGUAAGGGCGUCGCGCAUCGCGACAUCAAACCUGAGAACGUGCUAUUGAGCGCCGAGGGAGACCUCAAACUCUCUGACUUUGGAUUGGCAGCACUCUUCAAGAAGGACGGGCAACUACGACUAUGCAAUACCGUCUGUGGCUCGCCGCCUUACAUUGCUCCGGAGAUUGUAUCAGGAAGGCGAAGCAAGAGAGCUGAUAUGCUAGACAGUGGCUAUGCAGCGAAUAUUUGCGACAUCUGGAGUUGUGGUAUUGUUCUCUUCGUUCUCCUUGUCGGCAAUACACCUUGGGACGAGCCGACCAAGCGUUCGGCCGAAUUUAAGGAAUACGUCGAAACCGGAGGGCACACUACCGAUGAGCUCUGGAGCAAAAUCCCUCCUGAACUCACCAGUCUGUUACGUGGUAUGCUGAAAGUCGACCCUAAAGAACGCUUUACCCUCGAUGAAAUACGCACACACCCCUGGUGUACACGCAAGAACCCAUACUUGACAGCGAGUGGACGCAAUGCGAAUCCAGUGGGACUGGCGACACAGAUGUUAUCCCAAUUACGCAUCGAUUUCUCAAGACCGCCGACGCAAUCCCAACGUGGAUGUUCGCAAGAUGUAAAUGAAGAUGGGGAUGCCAUGGACAUCGACACUGAUUCAGAUCCUCGUCGCUCAAGCGCUGUACAUUUCCUUUCUUCAACGCAACCCGAGACUCCAUCUGCGGAAACACCUUUCGACUGGGAGCGACCUCCACGUAUCGCCUCUUACGACGGAAUUUCCGCAUCGCAACCUGUCUCGAUACCCGAUAACCGUCCUAUCAAUACGAGCUCGACGCCUUAUCUAUCCCAACUUCCUUCUUCAACACAAGAUAUGCUCUCUCAAGACCCCUCUAUGACACAAUUCAGCUCCACCCCUGGCGUCCCUCUGACUUUUACUCAAGCAGCCAGGAAGUUCGCCGACAUCCUUCCUUCCUACUCUCUGGCACGUUUCAUCUCUCCCCAUACUCUCGGCCUUCUUAUGCCACUUCUCCUUACCGCUUUGCAUCGGCUAGGUGUCCCUGCACCAUCCUUUAGUGAAGCGCAGAUCGAGGAAGCAGAGACAGCAGGGACAGCUAGUAUACGCGUGAAGAUGGCAGAUGGGCGGAGACAAGGCUUGAAUGGCCAUAUUGUCAUCGAGCAAGCAAUAUAUGAAGGGAGUGCGUAUUGGGAGGUGAGGUUCGUUAAAGCGAGUGGAGAUCCGUUGGAGUGGAGGAGGUUUUUCAAGAACAUGGUGCUUUGCGUGGGCGAUGUGGUAUUGCGGCCCAAUUAG